UUUGCAAGGCGAAACGGCUAUUUGUUCCAUUUAACUUAUCAUGUUUGGCCUCUCUCUAAAUAGCUCAAGCUUAUCAGAGUGGUUGCUGGUGUUCUUUUUGUCGGGGCCCCUUUUGUUCCUCAUAAAAGCCUGCUAUAACCUGUUCUUCCACCCUCUAGCCCAUGUCCCUGGUCCAUUCUGGAGUCGAAUAAGCGGGUUUCCUUCGUGGUAUCAUGCUUGCCGCGGCGACCGCCAUGUUUGGCUAUGGCAGCUGUUCCAAAUCUACGGCGAUAGGAUUCGUUCUGAGCCUGGCGUGGUAUUGUUUUGCGAUCCUCAGUCAUACGCCGACAUCUAUAAUAUGAAGUCAAAUGUGCAGCGGGCCCCUUUCUACAAAACGUUCCAAAGGAACAGGCACGAGUCCAUGGUUGUGACUACAAUUGACGUCGCUGAACAUGCGCGGAGGCGUAAACGCCUCAACCCCAUUCUUCUUAGUGAGAAGUCCAUACGCGCGGCUUCGAAGUUCAUCAUUAAGCACGUUGAACGCUGGGUCCAACUCAUGACAGAAGACAACGAGAUAGCUACCGAGUGGUCUUCUCCCGUGAACUUUUCGAAGAGAACUGACUCUCUUACUUUUGACAUUAUGGGCGAUCUUAGCCUCGGGGUGUCUUUUGACAUUAAAGAGCCCGAGGAUAAUCUUAUGAAAUUAACACCAUUCUAUAUGUUUCAAUGGUUUCGAUUCACCUACAUGAUGGGCCGUGCCCCCUUUUUUAAAUUCCUCAAUUCGAUGAGGCCUUACGGAUUCGACUAUCUCCUCGAAAUCGUAACCCCACCAGGUGUUCAAAAGUUUACUCAAUUUAUCAACAAUAGCGUCACUAAUCGUAUUGCUCUACAAAAAGAGCAAGCGGAAAAGCCUGAAGCUCAGCAGCGUCAAGAUACGUUCCACUUCUUAUACGAAGCGAAAGAUCCCGAGACGGGCGGUCCCGCUUAUGACGAUGCCACUCUACGAGGAGAAACUACUCAGCUUUUGGUCGCGGGAUCUGAUACGACCGCUACCGCUAUUUGUGGUAUAAUUUUCUGUCUCACUGGCGAUCCCCGACGACAGCAGAAGCUCGUGGACGAGAUACUAUCAACAUUCGAAUCAGCAGAGGAUAUCGUCUAUGGACCGAAGCUUCUGGGAUGCACUUAUCUAAGGGCUUGUAUCGACGAGGGGAUGCGCCUUAAUCCCUCACUACCAAGUGACCUUCCCCGAGAGGUACUGAAUGGUGGCCUAACGAUUAAAGGAGAGUACUAUCCCGAAGGCACUAUCGUGGGAAAUGUUCCUUGGGCCCUCACGCGUAACCAGGAAAUUUACGGAGACCCUGAGGUAUUCCGGCCCGAGCGUUGGAUCUUAGACGAAUCGGCCGGGGUGACUCAAGAGACCAUCGCGCAGGCAAAAUCCUGUUUCCACCCCUUCAUCUCCGGUCUGGGCAAUUGUGUCGGGCAGAAUCUAGCCAUGGCGAGUAUCUAUAUCACGAUCGCUCGGCUACUAUACCAACUAGAUGUAAGACGAGUUCCCGGAUCCACCGUUGGAGGCGGUAGUCCUGCGAUGGGGUGGGGAGCAAGGAAUAAAAACCAGCUACAGUUGAAGGAUAUAUUUGGUUCAGCCAGGGAAGGCCCAGAAGUACAGUUUAGGAAGAGGGCAUUCGUAUCCUGA
Messenger RNA from Daldinia vernicosa, 1672 nucleotides. Its product is annotated as cytochrome P450 monooxygenase-like protein. Gene Ontology annotation, molecular function: oxidoreductase activity, acting on paired donors, with incorporation or reduction of molecular oxygen; monooxygenase activity; iron ion binding. The record is from RefSeq and is a predicted model, not a curated record. Lineage: Eukaryota; Fungi; Ascomycota; Sordariomycetes; Xylariales; Hypoxylaceae. The transcript has 3 exons. Bases 41 to 1672 code for a protein of 543 amino acids.